UCAGGUUACUUACGUCUAAUACCAUUCAUCCGUCGAACGGAGCAUUUUAAUAGACUAGCAACCAUGGCAACUUUAACAAUAAAGCAAGGCAUCGAUCUGGAGUUACAACUCUCCAAAAAUACUCAAAUUUUACUAGUAGGAAAGAAGAAACUUCUCAAGAAUAUCAAAUUCACUGAUGAUAUUAUGACAAAAUUUUCGGGUUUUGUCACUUCGAAAACUUGGAAUUCAUUAAUGGAAGUAUUGGCUGAAGAUAAUUCAAAAAAAAUACCACUUCAUUUAAAUUUAGCCACUGUUAUUGCUGUGGGAGAUGAAUCGAGUCGACAUAAUGCACCAUCAAAUGCUUUAUCAAUUUUCAAAGAGGUCAAGAAGGCAAGUCAGACAGAAAAUGGGAUUAAGAAUGUUUCAAUCGUUUUAUAUGCAGUACUAGCAGAUCUAUUCCCAAGUGUCGCUGCAAUUGCACGUUGUUAUCCACUUUAUAAUCGAUUAACCGAAAAUGCUAACGAUUUAGAAAAUGUUCAAAUUGAAGUUGUUGUUACUGAUGGCGAGAAGCUCACUAAUCGUGAUCUGUUGUUCCUCCAAACGUUAACAGAAUCAAUUCGAAACACUGCUCGUCUAAUUGAUAUACCAUAUAACGAGCUUAAUACGGAACAAUUCGUUGCUGAGGCUAAUGAACUAAUUUCAACACUUCCGAAUAUACAAACUACAAUUAUUAAGGGCAAUGAUUUACUUAAAAAAGGUUUUGGAGGGAUCUAUCAUGUUGGUAAGGCAUCUUCUUCACCACCAAUUUUCGCAUGCUUUAGUCAUAAACCACCUAAUGCUACGAAAACAUAUGCUAUGGUUGGGAAAGGCAUAGUAUAUGAUACAGGUGGUAUGCAGAUUAAAACAAAAACCUUGAUGCCUGGUAUGAAGAACGAUAUGGGUGGUGCAGCUGCUUUACUUGGUUCAUUUUAUACUUUGGUGAAAUUGGGCUUUAAACAAAACUUACACUGCGUACUGUGCGUCGCAGAUAAUGCUAUUUCGCCAACUGCAAACCGUCCGGAUGAUAUCAUAACGUUGUUAAGUGGUAAAACGGUUGAAAUCACGAAUACGGAUGCUGAGGGUCGCUUAGUAUUAGCUGAUGGUGUUUAUUAUGCAAAGAAUAUGCUCAAAGCUGACAUAAUAAUCGAUAUGGCAACAUUAACAGGUGCACAAGGACUUGCAACUGGAAAACUUCAUGCUGGUGUACUAACCAAUAGUGAAGAAUGGGAAAAUCGUGCUUGUAAAGCUGGACGAGCUAGUGGUGAUCUUGUUCAUCCAUUACCAUUUUGUCCAGACCUACAUUUUGAUGAUCUGAAAAGUCAUAUAGCAGAUAUGCGAAACUCAACUUUUAACAAAACACAGGGACCUGGAAGCUCAAUCGCUGGUCUAUUCAUUGCAUCGCAUAUUGAUUUUGGAAGCGGUUUAGAUUGGAUACAUUUUGAUAUUGCUUCUCCUGUGGAAAAUUCCAAUCGUGCAACAGGUUAUGGACCGGCUCUAAUUUGCGCUCUUCUUGCAUCCGAUCUCGAUGUGCCUCUUUUGAAAACUUUACAGUAA
This is a messenger RNA of Loa loa (African eye worm), 1572 nucleotides long. RefSeq names its product aminopeptidase in chromosome III. The coding region runs from base 64 to 1572 and encodes 502 amino acids. Gene Ontology annotation, cellular component: cytoplasm. Lineage: Eukaryota; Metazoa; Nematoda; Chromadorea; Rhabditida; Onchocercidae. The record is from RefSeq and is a predicted model, not a curated record. Gene Ontology annotation, biological process: proteolysis. Gene Ontology annotation, molecular function: manganese ion binding; metalloaminopeptidase activity. The transcript has 10 exons.